UGCAAUAUCCGAUCAGCAGUUUAGAGUAGUCUCUUCAAGACGACGUGGUUACUUCCCUUUUAUUGGGAAACGUCAUUAAAAUGCUGUACGGUCAACCGUUUACGAGAUUUUUGUGUGUGUGAAUCCAGGAAAAUGAUCAAACAUAUUAUGGAUGAAGCCUGCCGUAUACUUCUGAUAGAGCCAUUCUGUGCUGGUUCACACAAACAGUUGAUUGACCUUCUACACAAGGAAAUUCCUGGCACACAACUUCAUAGCUUACCUGGCAAGAAAUGGCAUUGGAAAGCCAGAACAUCAGCUUUAUGGUUUAGUCAAGUUAUUCCAAGAGAUCACAAUUUUAGGACACUUUUUGCAAGCUCAGUUUUGAAUUUGGCAGAACUUGUUGCUAUUAGACAAGAUUUAGCUGUGUUACACAAAGUGGUUUAUUUCCAUGAGAAUCAGAUGAUAUACCCUGUAAGGAAGCAGCAAGAUAGAGAUUUUCAGUUUGGUUAUAAUGAAAUUCUCACAUGCAUGGUUGCCGAUGUUGUCCUAUUUAACUCAAAAUACAACAUGGACUCUUUUUUGAGCAACAUAAAUUCGCACCUGAAGCUGAUUCGAGACCAUAGACCUAAAACAUUAGUGGAGCAGAUCACACCAAAAUGUCAUGUUUUACAUUUUCCAAUUAUUUUUCCUGAAACUGUGAAUAAGUCAGCAACAAAUAAAUCAAUAAGUAAUAAAGAUAGUAAUACGUGUACAAGUAAUACACAAUUAUUGGGGUGUAACGUAAAGAAUGAGAACACUGAAACAAAGUUGAACAUUGAUAAGUCUUUUAAAAAGACUGGAGACAAAAGGGAGAAGGAAUUUACCAAAUGUUGUCAAAAGAUUUUAAUUGAGAAUUCAGAUUUUGGAAAGGAGGGUUCAUGUUCUGAAACAUUAAGUCAAAACUCCAGAACAAGAGGAGAUAUUGCAGUUGGAAAUGAUCAUUUAACAUUUACAGAUUGUGCAGUUGAUGCUGAUGGCAGUGAUACCUUUGAUGAAACACCUUUGAAAAAAAGUAAAACAACAGUUCAAACAGGACCUUUGCAUAUUGUUUGGCCUCACAGAUGGGAGCAUGACAAAGAUCCAGAGAUGUUUUUUAAGGUACUGACACAAUUACAUAAUGAUGGUCUAGACUUUAGAAUAUCUGUGUUGGGAGAAAUGUACUCUGAAGUACCUGAAAUAUUUGAGGAGAGUAAAGUUAUAUUACAAGAGAAGAUAGCAAACUGGGGUUUUUUACCAUCCAAACAAGAUUAUUAUCUAGUUCUACAGAGUGCGGAUUGUGUUGUAUCAACUGCCAAACAUGAAUUCUUUGGUGUGGCAAUGUUAGAAGCUGUUCAUCUUGGUUGCUAUCCAUUGUGUCCAAACCAGCUUGUAUAUCCGGAGAUAUUUCCAAAGGAGUGUUUGUAUAAUACAGAACAACAGCUGUAUAAGAAAUUGAGAGAAUUCUGCAAAAAGCCUUUUAUACCUAGAUGUAGGUCAGUUGUUAUUGACACAAACCAGUUUUCAUGGGAGAAUUUACGAGAACAGUUUUUGAAAUAUCUUGUUGUGUAAUGUAAAUAAUAAAGUUCAUGAAUGUGUCAUUUUUUAUAA
This is a messenger RNA of Ruditapes philippinarum (Manila clam), 1605 nucleotides long. RefSeq names its product glycosyltransferase-like domain-containing protein 1. Gene Ontology annotation, molecular function: glycosyltransferase activity. The record is from RefSeq and is a predicted model, not a curated record. Bases 133 to 1566 code for a protein of 477 amino acids. The transcript is spliced from 10 exons. Lineage: Eukaryota; Metazoa; Mollusca; Bivalvia; Venerida; Veneridae.